This is a messenger RNA of Drosophila nasuta, 1641 nucleotides long. Its product is annotated as putative cytochrome P450 6w1. The transcript has 3 exons. Gene Ontology annotation, biological process: response to DDT; insecticide catabolic process. Gene Ontology annotation, molecular function: monooxygenase activity; iron ion binding; oxidoreductase activity, acting on paired donors, with incorporation or reduction of molecular oxygen. Lineage: Eukaryota; Metazoa; Arthropoda; Insecta; Diptera; Drosophilidae. The coding region runs from base 12 to 1538 and encodes 508 amino acids. The record is from RefSeq and is a predicted model, not a curated record.
AAACAAACAAUAUGUUUACGGAGUUCUUUCUUAUUUUAACAAGUGUAUUUAUUGCCAUAUAUUUUUGGCAGAAGCGACUUCAUAGUUUUUGGGAACGCAAUGGGGUGAAGUCCAUAAAGUCCGAGCCCAUAGUCGGAAGUUUCCGCACUUUUCUUAGUGGCAAAGUCCCGUUUUUCGAGCAGCUGAGCCUGUUUUAUAAUACACCUGGAUUUGAGAACGAACCAUUGAUUGGUGUUAAUUUGGUGAAGGGUCCGGGAGUAGUUAUUCGUGAUGUGGAGCUCGCUAAAACCGUGAUGAUCAAAAAGUUCAAUUUCUUUACAAAUCGAUCUAUGAGAACUGAUCCGAUUCAUGACGCAUUGGGUGCCAACACUCUCUUCUUCUCGCGCAAUCCCGAAUGGAAGAAUGCAAGAAGUAAACUCACUCCGAUAUUUACUAGUGGCAAGAUCAAGCAAAUGUAUCCUCUGAUGUUGGAAGUAGCCAAGGAACUGGAGAAAACAGUGGAGAAAGUGUCUUCUGAUUCUGCUGUUCGCAUUAAGGAUAUUUGUGCUCGAUUCACUAUUGAUAAUAUAGCAACUAUAGCCUUUGGAAUCAAGGCCAACACGUUGAAAGACAGGAAUAGCGAGUUCUACAAGUUUAGCACAGACUUCUUUAACUUCAGCUUAAUGCGCGUGAUUGAUAGUUUCAUAAUUUUCAUGCUGCCCGCUUUGGCUUCCCUUGCCCGUGUCAAGAUAUUCUCGAAGGGAACCCGAGAUUUCUUUAUUCGUACCAUAACAUAUGCUAUAAAUGAGCGUGAGAAAUCUGGAGUUCAUCGCAAUGAUUUGAUUGACAUCCUGGUUGCUAUGAAACAAGAAGAUGAUGCUAAAUCAGUAAAGUCAAAGAAUAGGACUCCCGAUUUGGACCAUCUCGUGGCUCAUGCGGCUAUUUUCCAAUUAGCGGGCUAUGAAACUAGUUCAUCUACCAUGACCUUAACUCUUUAUGAGCUAGCACUAAAUCCCGAUUGUCAGGAACGCGUUCGUGCCGAGAUUAAGGAUUAUUUUGGAGAUCAGGAUCACAUUAGUUAUGAACGCCUUCAGGAAAUGCCUUACCUUGGCCAGGUUCUUAAUGAGACCCUAAGGAAAUAUCCGGUUGCUGGGUUCGUUGAGCGAGAAUGCGCCCAACCGGAGACUGGAGAGAAGUUUACGCUCAAACCUUACUAUGAUGUGGAGGUACCCAGUGGCACACCUUUCUAUGUUCCCACCUUAGCCAUUCACCGCGAUGAAAAGUACUGGCCAAAUCCUGACAAAUAUGAUCCAGAGCGCUUUGCGCCUGAAAAUCGCAACAACAUCAACAUGGAUGCCUAUAUGCCCUUUGGCAUCGGUCCUCGGAGCUGCCUUGGCAUGAGACUUGCUCUUCUGCAGACGAAACUGGGUUUGGCUCACUUUUUGCGCAAUCACAGUGUAAAUAAGUGCGACAAGACUGUCGACUCAUUCAAGUUCCAAAUUAACUCUCCGGUUAUGUCUUCCGCUGUCGAUCUUUUGGUGCAAUUGCAAAAAGAAUAAGAUGCCGUCUACAACUUAACUGAGGAUUAGUUCUUCAAUAAAUAUAUUACUACAGCAGCAACAAAAUGAAUGAAUAUUGAACUUUUAUCAAAGGUAAAUACCC